UGUAAAGUAGAGCAGCUUGGAUCCAGACUGCAGCACAUCCUCUGCUGCCGCUGCUUAUACCCACCUGACGGCGCCGCGGAACGGGCAAGCAACACCGGGCCAGUAACCAGGUUCAAUUCUUAACGAACCGCGGCGUCCUCGAGGGGAAUGGGGGGGCAUCUAGCCCGCCAGUUAUCUGACUAGUUUUCCUAGAAUUGGAGAGGGCUGACAGCCGGUGGUCCGUAAAGAUGGUAUCCUGGAUGAUUUCGAGGAUAGUAGUCCUUGCCUUUGGGACACUGUAUCCAGCCUACUCCUCAUACAAGGCUGUCAAAACGAAGAAUGUGAAGGAAUAUGUGAAGUGGAUGAUGUACUGGAUAGUGUUCGCGUUGUUCACUACAGCAGAGACGGCCACAGACCUGCUCCUUUCGUGGUUUCCAUUUUACUUUGAGCUAAAGAUUGCCUUUGUGAUCUGGCUCCUGUCGCCAUACACGAAGGGCUCCAGUGUCCUCUACCGCAAGUUUGUUCACCCUACCCUGUCCAACAAAGAGAAGGAAAUAGAUGAGUACAUCGCUCAGGCCAAAGAUAGGAGUUAUGAGACUAUGAUGAGGUUUGGAAAGAGGGGUCUCAACCUCGCUGCUACCGCUGCUGUCACUGCAGCCACCAAGGGGCAAGGUGUAUUGUCAGACAAGCUGCGGAGUUUCAGCAUGCAGGACCUGACGCUCAUCAACACUGACGAUGACCUGGUUCUGCACAGGUCAGAGUCCCGCACGAGACGGGACACCAUGGAUGAGAUGAGCUCAGGGGCCAGCACGCUGCCCCGAGCCAAGAGCACUGCUGCACGGCAAACUCGCUCAUUGGCGCAUGCUGACGAUGCGUCGUCCCAACACAGCUCUGACCAAUCAGACACAAGGACUGAACACUCUGAUGAAGAUGUAGGAGAAACCCCCAAACGCAGCACCACCAUCAAAGCAACCAAGAAACCUGCAGCUGCAAAGACAGAGACUCAGACCAAGACAGUGAAGAAGACAACGACAAAGAAAAAAACUACAACUACUAAUGCGGAGACGCCACCAUGAGGCCUGCUGUCCACAUCCACCUGCCUAAACUUGCACCACCCACAGCCUGCAGGCCCCUCUCCCCCUGUUUGGCCACCACACAAACACAUACCCACUGUACUUAACAAUAGAGCAAGCACUAAGAUUGUGUCCCUCAUGUUGGCUUAAAAUCUGGCAAUGUGCAGGUUUGUUUUAAGCAGUAUGUGGCCACCUCAAAGUUAAGAACAGGUCUUCAACAUUGAUUAACUUCAUUUUAAUCAUAUUUUAUGUAUAAACUGUUGGGAUGUUUCUUUCUAUUUAACCAAAUGGUGGUUAGCGAUAUAUCCUUAUAAAAUCUCUUUUUUCCUUUAACCCCUUGACGUAUAUAGAUCCUCUUAGUACACGCCAAGAGUCUAAAGCUGUUUUGAAUUGAAGUUUCUCUAGUCAAAUAUAUUCUUCAUUCCUUUUUUUCUAAAUUGGAGGCCCCCCUGUUUUCUCUGGCAUACUCUUCUAUAGCUUCCAGUUGAAAUCUAGACGUCCUCCCUCCCUGUGUGAGCAGGCGACACCUGUUGGUCCUUAUGUGGACCUGACAGGGAUGCUGGAGGCACAGGUCAGAAGUUGUCAUCCCUGGAGCACAGACAUUUUUUUUUUUCUGUGAAGUGUGAUCACCUUUUAGAUUUUUUUUUCCCUCCACCAUAUCUGAAUAACUAUAUUACAGGAUGCCAUUUGAUCAACCCUGUUUCAGUUCUCUAUUUACUUUCCGUUGGCCUUUUUGAUUGAAACAUAGGCCUCAGAGCUCGUCCUUUAGUAAGAGUUUAGCCCCACCCCUUUUUAUUUUUGCACUAUUAAGAGUGAGUCUGGCUCUGCUAAGUUCAGGUCUCUCACACAGUUAGUUGUUUACAGUGCUGGUUUGUUUAUUGUUGGCUUUGUUAUCCUUCAUAUAAACACAACUCGAGUUUUAUCCAUCUAUUGUUUUUUCUUUAUUAAGCUUCUAUUUUAAUGAGUUCUUUCGGUCAUGUGAUAUUAGUAAUAAUAACUGCUAUCAGCCUCUUAAGAUAACGCUGUAACUGAGUGUUAGCGCUCCCUCCUUGAACAUAGAGUAGUCCUAAGAGUUGCAGUUGUUUGUGAGGUAUCAUAUCUGCUUUUCUAUCAUUUGUGAUGUCUGUAUAUUGUUUGUGUUGAACAUUAGAAAGUGAGGGAGCACAUCUGCACCCUCUCACUCCUUAAAUGCAGCUGUGUAGUUACACAUCAUAAUAUGUCUUCAUCUUAGAAGCCAGGAUAAAGCAAAGCAAUAUGGAAAAGAUGAAAUCAAAACCAACAUCAGGAGACCGUGAUGUCCUUGCUGUUAUUUCAGAAGGUUAGGGGGUGUCAGACCCGGCUGUGGUGGGUGUCAGAUCACUCUGAACUUUUGUUCUGGGAGGGGCUCUUCUGGUCACUCUGGACCUGGUACCGUCUGAGUGCGUCGUAAUGUCAGAUUUGAAAGCAUGACUGUACUUCUGUCUGCAGUGUUACACUAGGGUUAACCAAUAGGGGGAGACAAAGCCCAUCCCAAAUGUUGGCAGAGCGAUGAAACAAUAUGUAAACACUCUGUAAAUAGUAACCUUAAUAUAUGUAUAUACAUUAUGAGCUUGCUUGCCUUAUAGAUCCUCUGGGCUUCAAUCCAUUUAAUGUUUGAAUCAUCUCUGUGCUUUUUAAAAUUAAAAAUAGUUUUGACAAAUCACUUGUGCAGAAAGCAGAAGAAGCUCAAAUUUCACCUGUGCCGACUGCUGGUGAUAGAAAUGAUUUUGUGCUUUUUUUUUUUUCCUGUCUUUUUCUUGUGAAGCCAUUUUAACUCCAUGACCAAGUAAAGAAUCUCCAGACUCAGUCUGAUCUGGUUGAAGUAUAUUCACACAUUAUUUUUAUGAACUCCGCUCAGAUAAGAUGUCAAGUUAAAAUAUGUAAGGGCAAAAAGUUGAAGAUUGGAUUCGUUUUUUGUUUUUUCCCCUCUUGAUUAAAUGAACACUGAAUUAAAACAACUCAGCACAUCAUUAAAAACAUGUUUUGUCCUGACAUGAUACGACCCUGAAAUUGUAUCUUUUCAUGUCAUGUUUGGAUAAUUAUUUAUUCCCUUUUGUUUAAGUCAGUAUUAUACACAGGGAUUUAUAUUUGUAUAUUUUUUGUGCCAAUUAUCAAUGCUCCAUGUGAAAUGCAUUUACAGUAAGUGUGCUGGGACAAUGGUAUCUAACAAGGUCAUGUAUCAGUCAUAAAACUACAAAUAAAGGAAAUCAAAUCAG
Labrus bergylta (ballan wrasse) is the source of this 3286-nucleotide messenger RNA. RefSeq names its product receptor accessory protein 2 (gene reep2). The record is from RefSeq and is a predicted model, not a curated record. Gene Ontology annotation, cellular component: endoplasmic reticulum membrane; cytoplasmic microtubule. NCBI's taxonomy places the organism in Eukaryota, Metazoa, Chordata, Actinopteri, Labriformes, Labridae. Gene Ontology annotation, molecular function: taste receptor binding; microtubule binding.